AUGAGCCGGCGGAUAGCCAUCAUCAACCCGGACACGGGCAAGGAGGUGUCCACGUCGCGGGAGGAGCCGGCCCCGGCCGGCGGCGCCGACAAGGAGGCCUCCGCCACGCAAGGGGGCACCACAGGUGUGGCGGCUGAGUUCGCGAAGAUGGUGGCGCAGGCGGCGACGUCUGGCGCGCCGCGCUCGCGGACCACAUCCGAGACGGUGGUGACGCCAGCCGAGGGCGCGCCGCCGCCCACCUCCGCCGACCAGCUGAACGGCGCCGUCACAUCGCCGCCGGGCGCCGGUCGCCAAAGCUCACAGAAGAAGACCAAGACAAAGCAGAAGAUGCGCGAGCUUAAUCGGCGCGCCGAGGGAAAGGAGGGUGGAGGAGACAUGGACGCCUUUGUAGACAGUAAGCCGGUGGUGGAGCGUCCCCCGGCUCAGUCGGCCGAAGGGCCGGCGCCCGUGGGAGCGUCUCCGACAUCAGUCCCAGCGUCUACGCCGAUCCCGACUCCGCCGCCGGCCGCCGAGCCCACGGCGGCGGAGGUAGCGCCCAAGCGGACAGGCGCCGACGCCGACGAACCGACGCCGCCUGUCGAAACCAAGCCACAGUCGGUGCCCACCGAGGUCAAGACGCAGGUGACGCUCGCCGAGCCUAAGCCGCAGUCGACGCCCACCGAGCCCAAGCCGCAGCCGACGCCCACCGAGCCCAAGUCGCAGUCGAUGCCCGCCGAGAUCAAGCCGCAGUCGACUUCCACCGAGCCUAAGCCGCAGUCGACGCCCACCGAGGUCAAGUCACAGUCGACGCCCACCGAGCCGAAGCCGGAGUCGACGCCCACCGAGCCCGAAGCCGCACCGGAACAGGAGCAGAAGCAGAAGCAGGAGGGAGGCCAGGAGCAAGAGCUGGAGGAGGGCGAGAUCGUGGACGGCGAGACGCCGGUUGUGAACGGCACAGCGGGCGAGGAGGAGGCGCCGGCCACGCCCCAGAAGACCAAAUGGCAGCUGGAGGUCGAACGGAUGAAAGAGGAGUCGCUGCUUAUCGGCCACAAGAUGCAGUACGACCGGGACGAGCUGCUCAAGCUGCAGGUGCACCCGCUGUCGCGGCAGCGGCCCGACCAGCUGCCCGACCUGCCGUCGAUCGUGCGUAAGGAGCGGCCUGCGGGUGACGCGCGCGCCUUCGCCGCCAUCAAGUCGCGCAGCAUGGGCCCGACCACCGGCAUGCAGGACUACGCGCCCGGCUUCAAGCCGCUGCCGAACAAGGGCUACCGCGGCGGACGCGGCUCGCAGCAGGGCCGGCGCGAGAUGCAGCAGCAGGCCGGCCCCGGGCCUGGACCGCGCCGCAUCGAAAUCAGCCUCAACCGCGACGUCAAGCUGCGCGAGACGGAGAACGCCUGGAAGGC
Molecule: messenger RNA, 1382 nt
Organism: Pollicipes pollicipes
Lineage: Eukaryota; Metazoa; Arthropoda; Thecostraca; Pollicipedomorpha; Pollicipedidae
Product: eukaryotic translation initiation factor 4 gamma 3
Cellular component (GO): eukaryotic translation initiation factor 4F complex
Molecular function (GO): translation initiation factor activity; mRNA binding; protein binding
Source: RefSeq, a predicted model, not a curated record